AGUGGCGCGCAGGCUCUUGUAACGUUCCCGGCGCCGCGUUUGAAUUCGAGGAGGAGCGAAGCGGUGCCAAGCCUCUACCCAGACCCUGCUAGGUCCGUGGAGCAAAUCCGGGAACAUGAGUGCGGCGGCAACUGCAGGGAAGCUGGCGCGGGCACCAGCGGACCCAGGGAAAGCCGGGGGUCCCGGAGGUGCAGCUCCCGGGGCCCCGGCGGCUGCUCCGCCGGCGAAAGAGAUCCCGGAGGUCCUAGUGGACCCGCGCAGCCGGCGGCGCUACCUGCGGGGACGCUUUCUGGGGAAGGGAGGCUUUGCUAAGUGCUUCGAAAUCUCGGACGCUGACACUAAGGAGGUGUUCGCGGGCAAGAUCGUGCCUAAGUCUCUGCUGCUCAAGCCGCACCAGAAGGAGAAGAUGUCCAUGGAGAUUUCCAUUCACCGCAGCCUCGCCCACCAGCACAUCGUAGGCUUCCACGGCUUUUUCGAGGACAAUGACUUCGUAUUCGUGGUGUUGGAGCUCUGCCGCCGGAGGUCUCUCCUGGAGCUGCACAAACGGAGGAAAGCACUGACCGAGCCGGAAGCCCGCUACUACCUUCGGCAGAUUGUCCUUGGCUGCCAGUACCUGCACCGAAACCGGGUUAUUCACCGGGACCUUAAGCUGGGCAACCUUUUCCUGAAUGAGGAUCUGGAGGUGAAAAUAGGGGAUUUUGGACUGGCAACCAAAGUGGAAUAUGACGGGGAACGCAAGAAGACCUUGUGCGGGACUCCCAAUUACAUAGCUCCUGAGGUGCUGAGCAAGAAAGGGCACAGUUUCGAGGUGGACGUGUGGUCCAUUGGGUGUAUCAUGUAUACAUUGUUAGUGGGCAAACCACCUUUUGAGACCUCUUGCCUCAAAGAGACCUACCUCCGGAUCAAGAAGAAUGACUACAGUAUUCCCAAGCAUGUCAACCCUGUGGCUGCCUCCCUCAUCCAGAAGAUGCUUCAGACAGAUCCUACUGCCCGCCCCACCAUUCAUGAGCUGCUCAAUGACGAGUUCUUUACUUCCGGCUACAUCCCUGCUCGGCUCCCCAUCACCUGUCUCACAAUUGCACCCCGGUUUUCCAUCGCUCCCAGCAGUCUGGACCCCAACAGCCGGAAACCUCUCACAGUCCUCAAUAAAGGCACGGAGAACCCCAUGCCUGAGCGGCCCCGGGAAAAAGAGGAGCCAGGGGUCCGGGAGACCAAUGAGGUGGUUGACUGCCACCUGGGCGAUAUGCUACAGCAGCUACACAGCGUCAAUGCAUCCAAGCCCUCAGAGCGGGGGCUGGUGAGGCAAGAGGAGGCUGAGGAUCCUGCCUGCAUCCCCAUCUUCUGGGUCAGCAAGUGGGUGGACUAUUCGGACAAGUACGGCCUCGGGUACCAGCUAUGUGACAACAGCGUGGGGGUGCUCUUCAAUGACUCGACGCGCCUGAUCCUCUACAAUGACGGUGACAGCCUGCAGUACAUAGAGCGUGAUGGCACCGAGUCCUACCUCACCGUGAGCUCCCAUCCCAACUCCCUGAUGAAGAAGAUCACCCUCCUGAAGUAUUUCCGGAACUACAUGAGUGAACACUUGCUGAAGGCAGGGGCCAACAUCACACCCCGGGAAGGCGAUGAGCUCGCCCGGCUACCCUACCUGCGCACUUGGUUUCGCACCCGCAGCGCCAUCAUCCUUCACCUCAGCAAUGGCUGUGUGCAGAUCAACUUCUUCCAGGACCAUACCAAACUCAUCCUGUGCCCACUGAUGGCAGCAGUGACCUACAUCGACGAGAGGCGGGACUUCCGCACGUACCGCCUGAGCCUGCUGGAGGAAUACGGCUGCUCCAAGGAGCUGGCCAGCCGGCUCCGCUAUGCCCGCACCAUGGUGGACAAACUGCUGAGCUCCCGCUCAGCCGCCAACCGUCUCAAGGCCUCCUCGUAGGCCUUCCUCCCCUCCGGACUGGCACCCCCUUCUUUCCCCCACAGCACCUUGGCUUGCACUGGUUAGCUCCCCUCGUGCCGUUUUCUAGAAUAUGCCCCCCAGCUCUGGGGGCUGGGGAGAGCUCCAUCAUCCUUGCUGGUGGGGGUCGUCGUGUAAGUUAUUUUUGUACAUGUUCGGGUGUGGGUUUUAUGGCCUCUUCCCCUUGCCCCUCAGCCCCACCAUAUGCAUUGUACAGAAUACUGCUCUUGAAUCUGGGACUGUCCUUUCCUUGCCUUUAUAUACAUUAAACACAUGUGAAUCUUCUA
This is a messenger RNA of Lutra lutra (Eurasian river otter), 2235 nucleotides long. RefSeq names its product polo like kinase 1 (gene PLK1). Gene Ontology annotation, cellular component: nucleus; cytoplasm; centrosome. Bases 116 to 1930 code for a protein of 604 amino acids. Gene Ontology annotation, molecular function: ATP binding; protein binding; protein serine/threonine kinase activity. Gene Ontology annotation, biological process: regulation of cytokinesis; protein phosphorylation; mitotic cell cycle. The record is from RefSeq and is a predicted model, not a curated record. NCBI's taxonomy places the organism in Eukaryota, Metazoa, Chordata, Mammalia, Carnivora, Mustelidae. The transcript has 10 exons.